AUGAAUAUGACGGAACGCGAGUCCUCGGUCCCUGGCUCAGAGGUGUCAGAGAAACUGGCACCUCAGAAUGGUCAUGGCGGGGACUCGAAGCAGCAAACACCUCGGUCUGAAGAAACGCUACAGGCCCUCUCUUUACUGAAUGACAAACCGGAGCCUCGACAAACCACCACUAAACAAGCACCCAAACCUGCAUCUGCUGAGAUCGCAGAUGCACAAGCGACCCUCCGACAAGCGUUUCCUCAUGUCUACACAUCCUCUCGAGCUCCCUCAACCCGUUCUUCAUCAAGUUCAUUACAAGCACUCAACGAGGACAUUGUGGUCGAUGCUCGAUCGGAACAUGGCGGCGUUGGACGUAGCCCUCGAAGAACAUCGCGACAUUCUGAAAAUAUGCCCGAAUACCCUGUCUACCCGGAUCAGUCCUAUGCCUCCCUCCAGUCCCAGAUUCACCCAACCUGGCAACUCCCGCAUCUACGGUCGCGCAGCUCCUAUCCCUCCCAAGCGGAGCCAAUACCCCGGUUCCCCCGUUCCGUGCGUACUGCAGGGAACACCCCGGUGCUCAGCCCGGGUCUUUUCUCGAUGCGAACUCCUCGAACGACCCCGCCCAUGGGAUCCGAUGAAGAAGGCGGAAUUGGAAGCCCAUACCUCCAUCCCACUCAUCUGCAGCCACCGAAGGAGACGCACACCGCUGAAGUGGAUCGAGACUUGGUGACUGGAAAUAAACUCAUCAACCAGUAUGAGAUUUUGGAGGAACUUGGACGAGGCGAACAUGGCAAGGUUAAGCUCGGUCGGCACGUUACAACCAAGCAAAAAGUAGCUAUCAAGAUUGUACAGCGGUACUCCAAACGACGUCGGCUUGGAAAGUUGGGCAACCCAGAAGACAAGGUCAAGAAGGAGGUUGCUAUCUUGAAGAAGGCACGACAUCCCCAUGUCGUCAGCUUGCUCGAGGUUAUCGAUGAUCCAAACCGACAAAAAGUCUAUAUUGUGUUGGAGUUUGUGGAAAAUGGAGAAAUUGUCUGGCGGAAAAAGGGACUUCGAGAAAUUGUUCACGUUGACAAGUUACGGCUUGAUCGUGAGAUGGCUGGAAUUCCAGACACGCCUGCGUUUUUGGAAGAAAGCCAUCAGUUUGUUCGCACGGCCCAACAUUUACGUCGCCAGCGAGAGAGGGCAAGGGAACGAGUUGAAGCGCAGGCCGCAGAUGCACAGCAAGGUCCCAUCCCUGCUUGGAGUUUAGAACAUGGUGCUGAGUCCUCAGAUGAGGAAGAAGAUGAAGGUCUAGGCUUGGCUAUCAGAAGAUCGUCUACGAGGUCUGUUGCCGUGACCGAUGGAUCUCCUAGUCAAUCCUCCAUGCAAGAAGCAAGUUUAGCGGCAGUCGAGGGCACCAUGUAUGGGGCUUACUCAGACCUCCCCUUCGAGCGUCGUUUUAGCACAGCAUCUAGCAGCUUUGGUUAUGCCCCCUCCGAGCCCGAGUGGUCGGCCGAUAGGGAUGACAUGUCCUAUGUCCCUUGUCUUACCAUUCAUGCGGCACGGAACGCCUUCCGAGAUUCUGUACUCGGGCUGGAAUAUCUCCACUUCCAGGGCAUCAUCCAUCGCGAUAUCAAGCCCGCGAACCUUCUUGUUACCAGUAACUACCGGGUGAAGAUCUCUGAUUUUGGCGUGUCGUAUCUUGGCCGGCCGAUGCGCGACGAGGAAGAGGAGGAAUUGGGCGAAAACGAAGCAACAGAGGUGGAUGACGCACGGGAAUUAUCCAAGACCGUUGGCACACCGGCGUUCUACGCUCCUGAGCUUUGUUACACUGGUGAUGAUUUCCUGGAUAUUAUCGGGUCAGUGCCCAAGAUAACGGGCGCUAUCGACGUCUGGUCUCUUGGGGUAACCUUGUACGGGAUGAUUUUUGGCCGUCUUCCUUUUGUUUCAGAUGAUGAGUACACCAUGUUCCAAACAAUUGUGAAGAAGGAGGUCUUCAUUCCACGGAAACGUCUAGUCCCCAUCAGGGAUGAAACAUCGGAUGAGAUCCAGGAUGACUGCCGAGACAGUGAUGUUCUUGAAUACGAGGAUAUUGACGAUGAGUUAUACGACCUCCUUCGCCGCUUAUUGACCAAGGAUCCCUUCAAGCGUAUUACUUUGAAGGAAAUCAAGCACCACCCUUGGACCCUGCACGGUCUCCCCAAUCCACGAGCUUGGAUUGAAGAGAGUGAUCCAGGCUAUCAAAGCAAGGGCAAGAGGAUUGAGGUCUCAAGCGAGGAAGUCACUAGUGCCGUCAGCAAGGUGCCAUUCAUCCAACGGGUUCGUUCCAACGUGGCUAAGUGGUUCGGUGGCCGGACCAAGGAGAAAGAGCCCCGGAAACGCACAAACAACUCCUCCGACACCUUAUCUUCAGCCGCCAGUGGAAGUACAUUUGGCAAAACCCCUUCUGUCAGUCGCCGAUCCAGCUUAAAGGGAGAUGAAGAUGUACGAUCAUCAAAAUACCUCGCCCAAGGGGGAGAACAUCCGCUUGCCCAGAGCGUUACAGCAAGUCCCGUGGAAGAACAAUCUUGGGGUCAUUACUUUGAUUCUGUGUUCCCCGAGCCUAAACUUGUUCUCACUCCCACGGGUCCACCAACACGACCUGGUCCUCCUCGGCGUGCAAAGUCAUCGAUGUCUACUGCGGAGUCUACUAAGACGGUUAAGCCAUCCAGCUUCGAGGCUCCAGCCUCUACGCGACCACGGACCGGAAACCCCUCAAUAAUCGAGGCAUUGGGAACCACUGGUUUUGGAAGCCUCUUCACGGGUGCUCAUCGGCGCACCUCACGUGGUGCUCACACUGGCAGUCGAAGUCGCCGUACAUCACCAUCUGCAGACUCGAUCUCUUUGGAUGGGGAUCGCCGCUCUGAGCCCAGUCUCGCCGUUAGCAAUGCUUCUGCAGUGGGUCAUCUCCGUAACACUGGACUAUGGCAUGCUCACAUUCCUUUGCCUUCGCCUUCGCGUAGUCCAGCCCUGGCUUCUGCGCAUCGGCGCAAUCGCUCCCAGCAACUUGCGGGCAAGUCUUCUGCAGAGUCAUUCCAUCUUACCAAGGAAGCGCUUUUACGCCGCAGAAGGAGUGAUAUCGCGCCUAGUGCGGAUGAUGUGUUGGCGACUCAUAUUGAAAGUGCUAUGGUCUCAACUGACUCCCUUCAUUUGCCCUCAUUGCCUCCUCGGGAUAUUGGAUGCCCUGUGGAGCCCCAGCGCAACGGUCUUACCACUUCUACCCCUUCUGCCGCUACUAUUUCCUCCUCUUCUGCCGAUGAUUUUACUAGUGGAAUGUCACAGAGUGCUUCUCAUCCUAGCAUUCCAUCUGUUGUCUCUGGUGCUUCAUCUCUUUCUGGUGAUGGCAUGUGUCCUCCGUCCAAGGAUUCCGACGACUCUUCAUCAGUACCUUCGAUUCUCCGAACCGGCGAAACAGUGAAGGCCCAUUCCCAAGCCUCUCCUCGUCCAUCUGAGGAAGAUGAGUCUCGGUAUUACUGCGACGAUGAAGAAGAUUCUGAUGAAUCCGAAGAGGAAGUUCUUAUGAUCGGAAAGAAGAAGCCAUCUACCAAAGCACCGAUUCCCACAGGCAAAAAGCCUGAAUAG
Penicillium malachiteum is the source of this 3582-nucleotide messenger RNA. Its product is annotated as putative serine/threonine protein kinase. The record is from RefSeq and is a predicted model, not a curated record. Bases 1 to 3582 code for a protein of 1193 amino acids. NCBI's taxonomy places the organism in Eukaryota, Fungi, Ascomycota, Eurotiomycetes, Eurotiales, Aspergillaceae. The transcript has a single exon. Gene Ontology annotation, cellular component: cytoplasm. Gene Ontology annotation, molecular function: protein serine/threonine kinase activity; ATP binding. Gene Ontology annotation, biological process: protein phosphorylation; intracellular signal transduction.